AACCACCACAUGGCUCCCCACCCCCAGACUAUUUCUUUAUUCAUUCCUAACCUUUACCUUGGCAGACGAACCAUAAUAUUCAUCAAGCACGUUAGACAACCCAUGGCACAUUUCCUGUUUUCCUCCGUCCUCUCUGCAGGUCACAGACACACAGAGCCCAGCCUAUGCAGGGUUCAGCCGGGACAGGGCUGCUGGCCACUUAACAAAGGCUGCAUUCCUCCCAGGAGCAAGAGAAGUCCUGAGCACAGGCCAGGGUUGUUUGGUUUUGAGGUGUGCUGGGGAUGAAAGGCACUCUGGAAGUGGAAGGCUCGGUCAUUCAUUAAUUAAUUAUAAUUGAGGGUUUGUUCUUAAGAACCAUCCCUUUGAAAUUACUUUCCAUCAGACAGCGACUGCCACAAAGGCAUCAGAUAUUCAGAACAUUCUCCAUUUCCUCAGCGCGAGUAUUUUCAUUCCAGGAUCAGAGAUUCUGUUCUGAUCUGGCUCUUCCCUUGUGAGUCUCUCCCACCUUCGCUUUAGAGCUGGGGUUUGUUUAUUUAGGGGGUGUGGAUGUGUGAGUCUGUGUGUUUAAUGCCUACUUUUUAAAAGGCAAUCUAUACUACACCAAAUAACCUUUUUGUGGUCUUUAAUCUGACUCUUCACUGAUAAAUGAACAAUGGAAAAACUCCAUGGAAAGAUUAGAAAGACACCGGAGACUGACACCCCCCUAAGGUGUGGACCACACCUCCGGCUUACAACUGGAAGGGAGAAGCAAACUGAUACACUGAUGUGGCUCUAAACAACAACAACGGGUGUGAAGGCCCAGGGGCAAUUCAGGGUUGACCAAGAGGAAACACAUGUUGCACAACGAUAUGAUCUUGUUGGUACAGUUGUCAGAGAAGGGAACUCCCACAGCAAAGGGCAUAAAAGCAUCCGGGGCAGUCUGGGGCAGCGCAGUUCUGUGGUGCCAGGGAGUGGAGCAGAGUCCGGCCCUGCCCCAAACACAGAUGGGACCAUGAACUCCAGCCACAGCUUCAGCCAGACCCUCUCGGGCUCCCUCCAUGGCACAUGGUCUGGCCGGGGAGCAUAUGGCACUAGGGGCUGGCCGGGGAGCUUCCCCCGGGCUCCCAGCGUCCAUGGUGGAGCAGGAGGUGUCCGCAUCUCCCUUUCCUUCACCUCACCAAGCUGCCCGCCCCCCGGAGGGUCCUGGGGGUCUGGAAGAGGCAGUUGCCUCCUAGGUGGAAAUGGGAAGGAGACCAUGCAGAACCUCAAUAACCGCCUAGCCUCCUACCUGGACAAGGUGCGUGCCCUGGAGGAGGCCAACAUGAAGCUCGAAAGUCGCAUCCUGAAGUGGCAUCAGGAGAGAGACCCUGGCAGUAAGCAAGAUUACUCACAAUAUGAGGAAAACAUCAGCCACCUGCAGGAGCAGAUAGUGGAUGGUAAGCUGACCAACGCUCAGAUCAUUCUUCUCAUUGACAACGCCAGGAUGGCCGUGGAUGACUUCAGCCUCAAGUAUGAUAAUGAACACUCCUUCAAGAAAGACUUGGAAGCUGAAGUUGAGGGUCUCCGAAAGACCUUGGAUAAUCUGACCAUUGUCACAACAGACCUGGAACAGGAGGUUGAGGGAAUGAGGAAGGAGCUCAUCCUCAUGAAGAAGCACCACGAGCAGGAAAUGGAGGAACAUCGUGUGCCAAAUGACUUCAAGGUCAAUGUGAAGGUGGAUACAACUCCAGGGGAAGAUCUGAUCAAGGUCCUGCAGGAUAUGAGGCAGGAAUACGAGUCUAUAAUAAAGAAGCAGCAUCAAGAUUUGGACACGUGGUAUAAAGAGCAGUCAGCGAUGAUGGCCCAGGAGGCGGCCAAUCCAAAAGUUGUGCAGAGCAGCCAAAGUGACAUUCAUGAACUGAAGCGUACUUUCCAGGCCCUGGAGAUCGACCUGCAGGCACAGUGCAACAGGAAAUCUGCUUUAGAAAACACGUUAUCAGAGACCCAGUCUCGGUACUCCUGCCAACUCCAGGACAUGCAACAGAUAAUCUCUCACUAUGAGGAGGAACUGAUGCAGUUACGCCAUGACCUGGAGCGUCAGAACAGCGAAUACAAGGUCCUCCUGGGCAUCAAAACCCACCUAGAGAAGGAAAUCGCCACGUACCGUCAGCUCCUGGACGGAGAGAGUGAAGGGACAAUGGAGGAAUCUAAGUCGAGUGUGAAAGCGUCUGCAGCACCAAGGAUCAAGGCCAUCACACAGGAGAGUGUCAACGGGAGAGUAAUUCUUUCUCAAGUGAAUGAGAUCCAAAGGUGUGCGUGAGGCCAAUAAAAGUUUCUGCCUGUUUUCCCCAAUGGAAAGUCCUUGCCCGGACACAAAUGAGUGAGUCCUUAGAGGUGCCCCUGGGGUUAUCAAACUUCUAUUUUUUUCUCUGUAACAAUCUCACCAGAUGUUCCACAGUGAUCUUAACGUACCGCUGCACCUUUUGGAUCAAAGUAUGAGUUCAUGAGCUUAAAGCUCUGCUUUCCUAGUACAAUAUUCAGAUUCCCAUCAUUGUGUAUCUGUUUUGUAGUCAAUAAAACUCUCCACCAGCUGCA
Equus caballus (horse) is the source of this 2553-nucleotide messenger RNA. RefSeq names its product keratin 23 (gene KRT23). The record is from RefSeq and is marked validated. Gene Ontology annotation, molecular function: structural molecule activity. Gene Ontology annotation, cellular component: cytoskeleton. Lineage: Eukaryota; Metazoa; Chordata; Mammalia; Perissodactyla; Equidae.